AUGGGACUUCUCAUCUUUUUCUUUUUGUUUGUGUUUGUGUCAACAACAACCGCAAAUGAAGCGACAAUUAAUGCAACAACAGAAUCUUCCAUAAUAGACAUCAAUUCAAAUCUGGUCGGAAACCCUCUAAAAACAGGGAAUGGGAGUGUCAUUAAUCUCUGUGCUCAACAUGAAUGUUAUGAAUUGUUAAAGCGUGAACUCGACUUGGUUGGGAAUAUUUCAAAAGGAGAAAGGGAUUGUAAAGCGGCAUUGGUUGAAUCAGAAAGUGGCCAUGAAUUUUGGAAAGUUUUUGGAAUUGUGUCUAUUAUUCUAACGAUAUUAAGUUGUUGCUGCUGUUAUUGUUGUUGCUAUUUUUGUUCUUAUCUAAAUUCUCGUGAGGAAUAUCGAGUUAAGUUUUUCUCCUCAGAUUAA
Molecule: messenger RNA, 411 nt
Organism: Meloidogyne enterolobii
Lineage: Eukaryota; Metazoa; Nematoda; Chromadorea; Rhabditida; Meloidogynidae
Source: the annotation of a GenBank genome assembly